AUGUUGGUAUUAGAUUAUAUAGCAUCACAUUUAAACCUAACAUGGAAAAAAAAUAAAAAUUGGUCUGCUACCGUUACCACCACUACAACUAUAUAUGUUGAUCCUCCUAAACGACCCAAAAUAAAACAAAAAAAGGAAGUUGAAAAUAACGUGAAGCAAGCAAAAAAAGAUACGAAUUCUAGUGAAGAAAAAAAUGAUGGUAUUGACGAUAAAAAUAUUGUGGAAAAUGGAAAUCAAAAAAAGUUUGACGAUGAUUUUCGAUCAGAAGAAGAUAAUGUAGAUGUAGGACUUAAGAGUGAUAUUUCAAAGCUAAAAAUUGAUGAUGAAUCAGAUAGCGAUGAUGAAUUAUCCUCAAAACAAUUUCGUCGAAUGAGGAUUGGCAUUGGUAGACCGCCAAAAGACAUUGAUGAUAGAUCUCAUGAUGUUAUUUCUAGUUAUGUAUUGGCACGAAUAACUAGUAAGGAAAUGGAAUACUAUACUAAAGAAGUAUUUCCAAAAUGUAAAGAACAAUUACUUAAAAUUUAG
Molecule: messenger RNA, 525 nt
Organism: Racocetra fulgida
Lineage: Eukaryota; Fungi; Glomeromycota; Glomeromycetes; Diversisporales; Gigasporaceae
Source: the annotation of a GenBank genome assembly